This is a messenger RNA of Sitophilus oryzae (rice weevil), 613 nucleotides long. RefSeq names its product biogenesis of lysosome-related organelles complex 1 subunit 1 (gene Blos1). Gene Ontology annotation, cellular component: BLOC-1 complex. The transcript is spliced from 3 exons. Gene Ontology annotation, biological process: endosomal transport. The coding region runs from base 153 to 530 and encodes 125 amino acids. NCBI's taxonomy places the organism in Eukaryota, Metazoa, Arthropoda, Insecta, Coleoptera, Curculionidae. The record is from RefSeq and is a predicted model, not a curated record.
AAAACAAUUUAAAAUCUGUGUUUAAAAUUUAAAGGACACCGAGAGCCGGAGAUAAGAGAUCAAUAUUUUUGUUUUGAUUGUGGUGAUAUCUGUUUAUUUUAUAGUUAUCUAAAAUCUAAAAAAGCAUUUUCUAAUACGUUUUAAUCAUUACCAUGUUAUCGUCUAUGGUAAAAGAACAUCAUGCAAAACAGAGCGUCAAAAAAGAAAUACAAGAAACUAAACGAAAGGAAGCUUGUGCUGCAGCUAGUGAUUUGACCCAUGCCUUAGUUGAUCAUCUGAACGUUGGAGUCGCUCAGGCCUAUCUCAACCAAAAGAAAUUAGAUGCAGAGGCAAAGCAGCUUCAUUCCAGCGCAUUAGCUUUUUCUAAGCAAACCCAGCAAUGGUUAAAUUUGGUAGAUUCAUUUAGUGGUGCUCUAAAAGAAUUGGGUGAUGUUGAAAAUUGGGCCAAAAUAAUUGAAGGAGAUGUACGAACGAUUACAACUGCCUUGGAAAUAGUCUACAAAAAUUAUCAGGACCAAAAUAAUCCCUAAUGUAUAUUUAAGUUAUGCCUUUUCCAUAAUAUGUGUUAAUUGAUAAGUUCCUUUAAUAAAUUAUGUAUUGUUUUUAUUUUGAA